Molecule: messenger RNA, 1626 nt
Organism: Penicillium robsamsonii
Lineage: Eukaryota; Fungi; Ascomycota; Eurotiomycetes; Eurotiales; Aspergillaceae
Product: putative carboxylesterase
Exons: 2
Coding region: 1-1626 (541 amino acids)
Source: RefSeq, a predicted model, not a curated record
AUGGAAAUAAACCGCCGCACUCACCUUAAAUCCCUCGCCCACCGCGGCACAAUCCAAGGCGUAACAAUCUCAACAUCGUCUUCUCCCACCAGCCAAGCCAAAGACCUCUGCCACUACUUCGGCGGCGUCCGCUACGGCCUUGCCCCCGCCGAGCGCUGGCGCCGCGCCCAUCCCUUACCCGCAUCAUUUACCUACGGUAGCGAAGAGGCACCGGGCCGCUGUGAUGAGGGUGCGGGGCUUUGUCCCCAACCAGGAUUUCGACUUACGCCCGAGAGCCCGGAUGCGUGGAACGAGGAUUGCUUUCAGUGUAAUGUUUGGACGCCUAUUGGGGAUGUGCCCGAGGGGGGGUGGCCUGUUUUUGUUUAUAUUCAUGGUGGGUGGCUUCAAUUCGGCACACCCAAUUCAUUUAAUGCGGCUACAUUGAUCGGCGAGGCUGAUUUCAACUGCGUGGUUGUGAUGCCCGCGUACCGAGUCAACCUUUUUGGAUUCCUCUACUCGGCAGAACUGGAGGAGGACGCAGCCACUGCCGGAGAAACAGUUGGGAAUCAUGGAUUCUGGGACCAGAGACUAGCACUGGAGUGGACGAAGGAGAACAUCCAGCUAUUCGGUGGCAAUCCGGAGACCAUUACGAUCUCGGGAUAUUCCGCAGGUGCCAACUCCGUCUUCCAUCAGCUAGCCUACGACCUCCGCCAACCAGACGAGAACUCCCUCAUUCGUCAAGCCUGCAUCUGGUCAAACAGCCCAGCCGUUCAGCCCAAGCAGGCAACCGAAACACAAACCCAAUUCAACCAACUUCUAACCGCCCUGGACAUCCCCCUCACCCUGUCCCAUAGCGAGAAACUCACCCGGCUACGCUCAAUCCCCGCAAAAACACUCCUCGACAAAGCAAAAACAAUCCCCCUCCACCAAUUCCGCCCAACCACAGACACAUCCUUCAUCUCCCCAUCUCUGUUCACAACACUCGACAGCGGUGCCUUCGCCCGCAGCCUCCUAUCCCGCAACAUCCGCAUCAUAAUAGGCGAAUGCUGCGACGAGCGCUUCCUCUACAGCGUAUGGUUCCCGCCCACAGACAAUACCCUCUCCGCGCUGCGCACCCGUCUCGUCGCAGAUUACCCAGAACACAUCGUGGACGCUGUCAUACCGCUAUAUUACCCGGACGGCCGUCUACCGGCGCACUGCGAGAACUGGGACCAGGAUGCGUGGGGGAGGAUCUACGCUGAUAUGCAGGUUCAUCAGAUGCAGCGUGGGCUUGCGUAUGCAUUGACGGAGAAUGAGGACGGAGUGGAUGCUUCGGCGUUGCUGUUUCGGUAUCGGAUUGAGUGGCGGGCGAAGUGUGUGAUGGCGACUUUGCCGGUUGAGUGGGGGGUUACGCAUUCGUCUGAUUAUCCGGUUUGGUUCUUUGGGAAUGGGGAGAUGUUGGAGGAGGAGGAGAAGAGGGUUGUGAAGGAGGGAUUUAUUGAUCCGCUAGGGAUGUUUGUUCGUGGGGAACGGGAGUUUGGAUGGGGAACUUCUGGGGCUAGGUUGGUUAGGACGUUGAGGGCGGAUGGGAGUGUUGAGAUCGUGGAGGAUGGGAAUUGGGAGGAGGGGGUUAGAGUUUGGAGGGUGUUGAGGGAAGCUGGGAGGUGA